CCAGUGCGCAAUACGAGGCCUGACCGUGGCUCGUCCUCUCCCCGUGAAGUCUAUCCACACCCAAUCCUAUCUCAUCCCAUUCUAUCUCCCCUGCUCUCUAGAAUCCUUCUGGUUGAAUCCUGGUUUGCAAAGAAGAGAUUGUUUUGCCGCCCUUUGUUUUACCCAACAAUCGCUUGGGCGUAGUCUGAUAUCUGGGGUAAUCCUUUGCCUCUUCCCCCAGUCUUUCUCCGCACCCCAGAUUUCGAUUGUCCGGGGAAGGGCUAUAUAACCCUGCCCUGGUGACUCCCAUCUCCUAAGUCUCUAUCAGACUGUUGCAUACACAAUCUCCCUUGUUGAUCAUUAUUGUAACUGCACUACUACCCAUCCAUCAUCUUCUCGUCCAGACAGACAGACAUCAUCAUGUCUAUCCUGUCGAUGGUCGAGGACCGGCCUACGCCUAAGGAGGUCUACAACUGGCGUAUUUACCUCCUGGCGGCCGUCGCCUCCUUCACCUCAUGUAUGAUCGGUUACGAUAGUGCUUUCAUCGGCACGACCAUCUCCCUCGACUCCUUCAAGAAUGAGUUCCACUGGGACUCCAUGACCACCGCGAAACAGGACCUGGUCAGUGCCAACAUCGUCUCCUGCUACCAGGCAGGCGCCUUCUUCGGUGCUUUCUUUGCCUAUCCCAUCGGCCACUUCUGGGGCCGUAAGUGGGGUCUUAUGGUGUCAGCCCUGAUCUUCACUCUGGGGGCGGGCCUGAUGCUGGGUGCCAACGGCGACCGCGGUCUGGGGUUGAUCUACGGCGGUCGUGUGCUGGCUGGCUUGGGCGUUGGUGCUGGCUCCAACUUCACGCCCAUCUACAUCUCAGAACUGGCUCCGCCUGCCAUUCGAGGCCGGCUGGUCGGUGUUUACGAGCUAGGAUGGCAAGUCGGCGGUCUCGUGGGUUUCUGGAUCAACAAGUACGGAGUGGAGCAAACCAUGGCUCCCAGCCACAAGCAGUGGCUGAUCCCCUUUGCCGUCCAGCUGAUUCCAGCGGGCCUUCUGAUUAUCGGCCUUUUCUUCGUCAAAGAGUCUCCUCGUUGGCUGUUCCUGCGUGGCCGCCGCGAAGAGGCCAUCAAGAACCUCUGCUGGAUCCGCCAGAUCCCCGCCGACCAUAUCUACAUGAUUGAGGAGAUCGGGGCUAUUGACCAGACCCUGGAGCAGCAGCGCUCCACGAUCGGGCUUGGCUUCUGGAGGCCUCUCAAGGAAGCCUGGACGAACAAGCGUAUCCUGUACCGGCUGUUCCUCGGUAGCAUGCUCUUCUUCUGGCAAAACGGGUCCGGCAUCAACGCCAUCAACUACUACAGCCCGACCGUGUUCAAGAGCAUCGGGCUGAAAGGCAACAGCUCCAGCCUUUUGACCACGGGCAUCUUCGGCGUGGUCAAGACUGUAGUGACGAUCAUCUGGCUGCUGUACCUCAUCGACCACGUUGGUCGCCGCCUGCUGCUGCUGAUCGGUGCCGCUGGCGGGUCCAUCUGCAUGUGGAUCGUGGGUGCAUACAUCAAAGUUGUGGACCCAACCCACAACCAGAGCGACCACCUCAACGGGGGCGGUGUAGCAGCCAUCUUCUUCUUCUACCUAUGGACAGCGUUCUACACGCCAUCCUGGAACGGCACACCCUGGGUCAUCAACUCAGAGAUGUUCGAUCCCAACAUCCGGUCUCUGGCCCAGGCGUGCGCUGCUGGGUCCAACUGGCUCUGGAACUUCCUCAUCUCGCGCUUCACGCCGCAGAUGUUCGCCAAGAUGGACUACGGCGUGUACUUCUUCUUCGCCAGCCUGAUGCUUUUGUCGAUCCCCUUCGUGUUCUUCCUCAUUCCGGAGACCAAGGGUAUCCCGCUGGAGAACAUGGACCCGCUUUUCCAGACUCAGCCCGUGUGGCGUGCCCACGCAAAGGUGUUGGCGCAGAUCCACGAAGACGAAGAGCGGUUCCGUCGUGAUCUCGAGGAGUCGGGCUACACCAAGGGGGGUGUUGAGCAGGUGGAGGAUACCAGCCGGAAGGAAUGA
Molecule: messenger RNA, 2022 nt
Organism: Aspergillus neoniger CBS 115656
Lineage: Eukaryota; Fungi; Ascomycota; Eurotiomycetes; Eurotiales; Aspergillaceae
Product: sugar porter family MFS transporter
Exons: 2
Coding region: 400-2022 (540 amino acids)
Biological process (GO): transmembrane transport; carbohydrate transport
Cellular component (GO): membrane
Molecular function (GO): carbohydrate:proton symporter activity
Source: RefSeq, a predicted model, not a curated record